Molecule: messenger RNA, 267 nt
Organism: Clonostachys byssicola
Lineage: Eukaryota; Fungi; Ascomycota; Sordariomycetes; Hypocreales; Bionectriaceae
Source: the annotation of a GenBank genome assembly
AUGACUCAACUCAUUGACACCUUCGAUGAAUGGAGUAAGCGAUUUGACAUGCUCAAAGCCAUACUCGCCAUGGAGACUAUAUCAAUGAGAGAGAUUCGAGACAUGAAUGCUUUGUCACUGGACCAGUACGCCUGGUCGAUUUAUCUGACCAAUCCAAAAGGUGCAGAUUACCCAAAACAGCAGUGCGAAGAGAUUUUCAGGCUCGCCGAAGCCGUCAUUCAGUUUGCAGACGAUGCGAGGACUAUGGUACUCGUUGGCGAGGUAUAA